AUGACGCUGAACGUGCCGGUCAACAACGCAGGCAUCCCGCUGGCCAUCCCCCAGGAGCAGUUCCUGCUGUUCCGCAGCAACAUCGAGUUCGAGGCCUUCCUCACCUCCCACCGCAUCAUCUUCGUCAGCGAGAAGCCCACCGCCGACUUCUGGUCCUUCGACAUCCCCAUCGCCACCCUCUACGGCGAAAGCGUCGAGUUCCCGCUCUUCGGCAACACCUACCUGAAGGGGAGCUCCGCGCCCAACCAGAACCUGCUGCCGGGCCACUGCCACUUCAAGCUCUGGUUCAUGAAGGGCGGCUGCGACGCCUUCAUCAAGAACCUGGACCGCUGCAUCAAGGAGGUGCGCCGCUUCAACGGCAACAUGCAGAUGUUCACCAUGAACAGCGGCAUGUACAACGACAUGCGCGACGGCAAGUUCCAGCAUCAGGCCUUCGUCGAUCCCAACGACCCCUCCCAGAUAUUCAUGCAGCAGCCCAAAUGA
Nymphaea colorata (pocket water lily) is the source of this 483-nucleotide messenger RNA. RefSeq lists its product as uncharacterized. Gene Ontology annotation, cellular component: nucleus. NCBI's taxonomy places the organism in Eukaryota, Viridiplantae, Streptophyta, Magnoliopsida, Nymphaeales, Nymphaeaceae. The transcript has 2 exons. The record is from RefSeq and is a predicted model, not a curated record. Gene Ontology annotation, biological process: positive regulation of DNA-templated transcription. The coding region runs from base 1 to 483 and encodes 160 amino acids. Gene Ontology annotation, molecular function: transcription coactivator activity; chromatin DNA binding.